GUCUAGCCUGUGAGCCGUCUGCGUACUGAAGUCUGAAGACAGUAAUGGCAUGAGCAUUGCAUUGCGAUUUAGUCUAGCCACUAUAUUGCGCGCCUGGGAAACGCCACUGUUUCAAACUCUUGACAGUUCAUCGAGGAACGUAAACAAUAAAAAAAAAAAGAGUUUGCGGACAAGUAAAGCAAAGUAGAAGUGCGCACAGAGACUGACAUUUGAAAAAUCUUCAUUAAAAUAAUAGCGCUAAUAACCGCAAAGGGGAUAUGGUGUUGGACAUGUGAAUUAUAGGAGUUACUACUACCUUUCUGCCCAAAAUGAAGCUGGCGUCUUCUCCGUGUUUGUUUGGCUUUCUUCUGACUUCAGUCGUGUUUCGGAUGAGCACCUCUCAGUCAGUGUGCACUGGGACGGAAAACAAGCUGAGCACCCUGUCAGACCUGGAGCAGCAGUACCGCACCCUGCGCAAGUACUACGAGAACUGCGAAGUCGUCAUGGGCAACUUGGAGAUCACCAGCAUCGACCGCAGCCGAGAUCUCUCCUUCCUGAGGUCAAUCCGGGAGGUGACUGGAUAUGUGCUGGUGGCCCUCAACCAGUUUGACUAUUUGCCUCUGGAGAACCUCCGUAUUAUCCGCGGCACUAAGCUCUAUGAAGACCGCUAUGCCUUGGCCAUCUUCCUCAACUACCGGCGCGAUGGAAACUUUGGGCUUCGCCAACUUGGUCUCAAGAACCUCACAGAGAUCCUCCAUGGCGGUGUGUAUGUGCACAACAACAAGUUCCUGUGCCACGCGGACAUCAUCCACUGGCAGGACAUUGUGAAGAGUGCCCCCUCUGAUCACCUGGAGGUGCCUAAAAACAGCAGCAACACAUGCCCUAGGUGUCAUUCUUCCUGUUACGGCCGUUGCUGGGGACCAAAAGAGGACCAGUGCCAGACCCUGACCAAGACGCUCUGUGCUGAGCAGUGCGAUGGCCGCUGCUUCGGCCCCUAUGUGAGUAACUGCUGCCAUCGGGAGUGUGCUGGAGGCUGCUCAGGACCAAAGGACACCGACUGCUUUGCCUGUACUAAUUUCAAUGACAGCGGAGCAUGUGUGACCCAGUGCCCUCAGCCUCUGGUCUAUAACCCAAACUCCUUCCAGCUGGAGCAGAACCCAGCCGCCAAGUACACGUAUGGAGCCUUCUGCGUCAAAAAGUGCCCACAUAACUUCGUGGUGGACCACAGCUCAUGUGUCCGAGCCUGUCCAAGCAGUAAGACAGAAGUGGAGGAGAAUCGGGUCAAAAAGUGUAUUCCUUGUACCAGCAUCUGCCCCAAAGCAUGUGAUGGCAUUGGCACAGCCAGCCUGCAGACUGCUCAGACUGUGGACUCUAGCAACAUUGACCGCUUUAUCAAUUGCACUAAGAUUAACGGCAACCUGGUGUUCCUCAUCACUGGUAUCAAGGGGGACUCUUAUCAUAACAUCAAGCCUCUGGAUCCAGAGAAGCUCAGCGUAUUCCGAACUGUCAGGGAGAUCACAGGGUUCCUGAACAUCCAGUCUUGGCCAGAGAACAUGACCGAUCUCAGUGUGUUCUCCAACUUGGCAACCAUUGGUGGCAGAUCCCUUUACAGUGGCAUCUCUCUGCUGGUGCUGAAGCAGCAGUGGAUCUCCUCCCUCCGGCUCCAGUCGCUACGCGAGAUCAGUGCCGGCAAUGUCUACGUGACCAACAACAGCCAGCUUUGCUACUACAACACGGUCAACUGGACCAGCCUUUUCCGCACCAACACACAGAAGGUCCUCGUCCGCAACAACCGCGACCCCAGAGAAUGCACCAAUAGGCGGAUGGUGUGUGACCCGCUGUGCUCAGAUGCUGGGUGCUGGGGCCCGGGGCCCAACCAGUGUCUGUCCUGCCGCUACUUCAGCAGAGGACACACCUGUGUGGAGUCCUGCAACCUCUACGGCGGGGAUGUGCGUGAGUUUGCUAAUGGCUCGGUGUGUUUGGAGUGUGACCCUCAGUGUGAGAUGUCCGAGGAUGAGUCUCUGACCUGCACUGGACCGGGACCCGAUCACUGUGUGAAAUGCCGACACUUCAAAGACGGCCCCAACUGUGUGGAGAAAUGCCCUGAUGGAGUGCAGGGAGCCAACAGCUUCAUCUUCAAAUACGCCGAGGCCAACAACGAGUGCCACCCCUGCCACGCCAACUGCACUCAGGGGUGUCUUGGACCCCGACUACAAGACUGCAUUGGCAUCAUGGACAGGACUCCUCUGAUUGCGGCUGGGGUGAUUGGUGGUCUGUUUGUAGUGGUAAUUGUGGGUCUGAGUGUGGCCGUGUCCCUGCGCCGCAAGAACAUCAAGAAGAAGCGAGCCCUUCGCCGUUUCCUGGAGACCGAGCUGGUGGAGCCGCUGACCCCAAGUGGAACAGCCCCCAACCAGGCCCAGCUGCGCAUCCUUAAGGAGACGGAACUCAAGAGGGUCAAGAUCCUGGGCUCGGGAGCCUUUGGGACUGUCUACAAGGGCAUCUGGGUGCCAGAGGGAGAGACGGUGAAGAUCCCGGUGGCCAUUAAGAUCCUGAACGAGGCCACCGGACCCAAAGCCAACGUGGAAUUCAUGGACGAGGCUCUGAUCAUGGCCAGUAUGGAGCACCCCCACCUGGUGCGUCUGCUGGGCGUGUGCCUGAGCCCCACCAUCCAGCUGGUCACGCAGCUCAUGCCGCACGGAUGCCUGCUGGACUACGUCCACGAGCACAAGGACAACAUCGGCUCCCAGCUGCUGCUCAACUGGUGUGUCCAGAUCGCCAAGGGCAUGAUGUACCUGGAGGAGAGGAGGCUGGUACACAGAGACUUGGCUGCGAGGAACGUGCUCGUCAAAUCCCCCAACCACAUCAAGAUCACAGACUUCGGCCUGGCGCGCCUCCUGGACGCCGACGAGAAGGAGUACAACGCAGACGGGGGAAAGAUGCCAAUCAAGUGGAUGGCCUUGGAAUGUAUCCACUACAGAAAGUUCACCCACCAGAGUGAUGUGUGGAGCUACGGAGUGACCAUCUGGGAGCUGAUGACUUUUGGAGGGAAGCCGUAUGACGGAAUCCCCACCCGCGAGAUCCCAGACCUGCUGGAGAAGGGCGAGCGUCUGCCCCAGCCUCCCAUCUGCACCAUCGAUGUCUACAUGGUCAUGGUCAAAUGCUGGAUGAUCGACGCCGACAGCAGGCCCAGGUUUAAGGAGCUUGCCGGAGAGUUCUGCAGAAUGGCCCGUGACCCACAGCGCUACCUGGUGAUCCAGAACAAGAGGCUGAGUCCAGAUGGACUGGCCAGGCCUAAUGCUGGUGUUGACGAGUUCCUGGUGUCCGUUCAGGGGGAUGACCGCAUGAAGCUGCCCAGUCCCAAUGACAGCAAGUUCUUCCAGAGCCUUCUGGACGAGGAGGAGCUGGAGGACCUGAUGGACGCUGACGAGUACCUGGUGCCCCACGGCCUCAACAUCCCACCUCUGGCCUACACCCCUCGCACACGCAUGGACUCCAACCGGAACCAGUUUGUGUACCAGGACAGCAGCUUCGGCAGGGAGGAGAUGAUGAUGACCAUCCCUCGGGUGGUGGCCGUGACGGCCCUUUCACCUGCGUGCUCCUCCGUCACCGACUCGUCCGUGACCCCCAGCACCGCCUCCGAGGCAUUCCCGGACCCCCGCUGCAACGGAACCCUGCGCAAGCAGCCGCAGCAGCCCUUGGUGAGGCCCGGUCCGCCGGAGGAUAGCAACGGCCAGCGCUACAGCGCCGACCCCACGGUGCUGCUGGGGGAGCGGGCAGGCAGGGGUGAGACGGACGAGGAUGGCUACAUGACCGCCACACAGGACAAGAACCCCACAGACUAUCUCAACCCUGUGGAGGAGAACCCCUUUGUCACACGCCGCAGGAACGGAGACGUCCACGGAGUGGAUGGCCAGGGGUAUCACAGCGCCCCCAACGGGCAGCCCAAGGUAGAGGAUGAGUACGUCAACGACCCGCUCUACCUCAACACCUUCCACAACUCUGGAGAGAAGAGCCAGGACGCUCUUCGGAAGAACGGCAUUCCUCUAUCUCACAUGGUCGCGGGUGGCGGAGGGGCCACUCUUGGCCCCCAGCACCCCAUCCAGGCUGGCCAUCCACCGCACAGUGGUCAGACGGAACACCCCAUUCGCCCGCACCUGCUCUCGCAGCCUCCCUACCCGGCCCCUCCGUCUCUCAGCGCACUCUCCAGCCACACGCUGCACCCGGCCCAUGCCGGACACACGCUCCACCCCGCGCACACCGGCACCAUCAUGGCCGACAAGAAGCCCAAAAAGACCUUCGACAAUCCCGAGUACUGGCAGCACAGUCUUCCCCCCAAGGCCACCCUGCACAACCCCGAGUACCUGCAGGACUGCAGCACGCGCUUCUUCUACCGGCAGAACGGACGCAUCCGGCCCGCUGUGGCCGAGAACCAGGAGUACCUGUCGGAGUUCGCCCUCAAACCCGGGACUGCACUGCCACCCCCGCCCUACAGACAGAGGAACACUGUGGUGUAGCCGGCUCAGGGGCUGGUGGUGACUGAGAAGGGGGAGGGAGGGGGCAGGGGGGCAGGAGAAGGCUAGAGUUGGAUACUCCUCCAUGAACUGGGACUUCCACCAGAGCCAAACUCUAUCUUACCAGCGAGACCAGGACUGACACUUCAACCCUCCACUGUUCCAGAGAUGAUCCACCAUCCGCUAUGUCCAGUGGCCAUGGCAACAUGAUACAUCAGUCCAUCGCUCCCCGUUUCUCCUGUUCCCUUCCUCACUCCAGCUCACCUGCCCCCAUGAACUGAGGAUCCUCUCAAUGAUGACUUUUCCAAAACUGGAUGCUCUCCUUGCGGUGUGGUCAGUGAGACACACUAAAUGCUAGAGGUACUGGCCAGUAGGUGAUGCUGGCUACUGACUUCAUCCCACAGGGAGGUGACACUGACAAAACCUGUUGCUAUUACCAAGGACAGGUAAAGGAACGGGGAGCAAAUCCUAGAAAGAGUGGCACAUACCUGCAUCUGGCACAUAGCGUCAUAUAUAUUCUCCUCCUGUGUUUUGGAAAAGCACUUUCUGAGUACAAACUCAAGUCCUGUAGUAAUAUAUGACUGUAGGCAUUUAGUAGUAGCAAUCACAGUCAUCUUUUUGUAAUCACAGUCACAGCCUGUGGUCACUCCACACAGGUGGCUGUGCGGGGGUCUUACGCCGGGUCACACAUGGAACUCUGAGGACUAUCUCCUUACCUCUGCAUCCACACUGCUGCCACCAUCUCCAUGCUGAAUACAUUCCAACAGAGGAUGCAUCGGAAAGUGAUCGAUAUUAUUUAUCUGUUUUCGCUGUGGCGCCUUUAUAAUCGUCCUGUAUAAAAGACCUGAUGUACAGGCAGCACUGGGAGAUGUAUCCACUUGUGGAUUUUUUCUGAGUUGUCAAACAACAACACUGUUCUGGCUUGAGAUUAAGAUCACAGCAACGCUUGGAAUGGGUGCCAUUACUCCAAUGUCCACGACUCCCACAAUCGGUCACCAUCAUAGAACAUUCACAAAACUCCACAUGUCUACCAUAUGAAUCUGUAUUCUUAUAAAGAAUCCCAUCAUUUCUAUUCGUAAUGCUAUCGGUAUUGCCAGUGAUGCUUGUCUAUAUUUAUACUGCUGGCUGUAGAUCACCAAUCAUAUGAGAGAUGUAGUUCAUCCAUGUAAAGAGGAACAAGCAGGGGUCAACCAGUAGGACCCACACCCAUUCUAAGGUGGAGGGAUAAACAGUGAAUCCACUGACCUGGAGACAUGUACGGCACUGCACAGUCACACCAAACUCAAACAGGAAAUAAAACCUAGCAGAGAUGUCUCCAGUGCACUCCAUCUUAGACCCAUUGUGGAGUCGUGCAUGGGCAAUGUGCUGGAGGCCUUGGCACGGCGUGACAUCCGUAUCGUCUGGGCCUGGCUAGAGUGGCGCGGGGGAUGAUAACUGGGUAAUAGUGUGCACCAGAGAGAGGGCCUGGGCAGCCAUGGUGUGGUGGCGAUGAGAAAUGAUGUGCCAUUAUCAAUGCUCAUCAAGCCAAGAUUAGCCCGCCACCUGCCACCAGGCCUUGCCAUCAUCAGGAGCUAUUUCCAGUGUUUUGUCACGGGCCGGGCCACUGGGGUAGCGAGGGGGUUGUAUUUCCAACUGGUAAAGAAUGGACAGAGUGUAAAAAAAUCAUCAUGACACGGGGGGGGGGGGGGGGGGGGGGUGAAGACCCAAGAAUAGCACAGACUGCACCCUAGACGAGCGGCAGAAUGCCAGUGGAUAGUGCACUAAAAUGGUCCCACCCCACCCCCCACCCGCGCUCCGCCACUACAACAUUGAUAUGCGCACUGCGUUUUCAAUGAGGAAACACAAUUGACCUCAUUAACCACAUGUUUUUUACUUUGGUUUCUGAUGAGGAAAUGAGAACGCAGGUUUAUCCGAGGGCAGAGCCAUGCGUGCGUGUGGAAGGUCACUGCCAGAGCGACGUAUGUUUGCUGCUAAAGGGAGAUUAGCGCAUCUGAAGUCUGAUCUUGGUACUUGAGUUGAUUUCAUAGCACUAGAGGAUCUGGCAGAGCCAAAAGACUUCAGUUUUUGAAGUACAUCAUUUAAUUCCCUACUGAUUUUUUAAUUGUGUUUUGUUGAGUUGCUGAGGAAGUAGAUAGUUGUAGUCAGUUCUUCGGCAUAGAUGUACUAGUAAUUGAUGUUUUUUUUAGUGAAGGUUUACCCUAUAAUGGAGCACUUUAAUAAACACCCGGCAUCAUUGGGAAAACUAGGAAGAUAAUGGAAAGCUCUGUGCUGAAAGCAAAUAUUGAAGAUGUGCAGUGUUCCGCCAUGAUUACAGAAUGUGCCAAACGUUAUUUGGAGCUUUUUUCCUCUUUUAUUAAAAAUAAUUGCCUGCCAAUUACAAACCAGUUGAAUUACUGAGCAGCACAUGGAAACGCCAGUGGAGACGGCACACAAGCAGAUAAGAGGGUUUGGAGAGAUUGUUGACUAACUUUGCAGCAUCAUUUUGUUUUUGUCCGUCCCUCCUAUUUAACCUUAAAAACAAGAAAACCAUAUAGCUACUGAGUUUUAUACUUGAAAUACAAAUGCUUAUGGCUGUUCGGUAUCUUAUCUUAAGUAUUUUUUCUUUGUUUUGUGGCUGUAAUGAUCACUACUUUAUUUUCAUACAAGUAGUAAUGUAUAAUGUUGUACAGUCAGGGGCAUAACACUGCUGUAUUAUAGAUCGCUGUUCCAUUCCCAUUUUGAAACAGAGACUAAGGUAACAGAGGAAGUAAUUUGAGAUCAGAAAAGUAAAAUUGCUUGGCUUUUGUGUUAUCCUGUUUCCAUGGGUAACUGUAACCAUGGUAAUAGAAAGCCAGCCCCCUAAAGUCCCCUGUCCAUAUCCAACCCGACCGAAUGGCAUCCUAUUAGGUGUUAUGAAUGUGCCCCCCCACCCCCCGCCCUAAACACUCACUGAAGUCUGAGGUGCUCUUCCUCAUCAUAGCCCCUCUGCUAAAGGGGACGAGCAUGAUUGGAUGAGGAGGCGUCACUCCAUUUGAACAGACAAAGAACUGUUACAGAGCUCCGUGCUGGCAGAUAAGCAAGCUCAGGUGUUUGAAAACAAACAGACAUGUAGCAAACACUGUUGUGUAUGUGGCGUAGUUGAACCAACGAGCAGCUAAAUGGGGAGCAACUUGACCAAAACACUGAGAGAGCGGAUGCCAGUCCCCCACCCACACCCGCAAACAGACAGGAUGUGCUUAAAGGCGUGGGCUGCUGUGGACACAGCAAAGAGGAGGACUCACUUAUUGCCAGGCUCCUUCCAAAAAGUCAGAGUAAAACAGUAUCACAUGGAGCACAGUAAUUCUCCUCCAUUAAAAAUCAUUUUCAUACAUUUGAUACAUUUUUAGGAAAGGCAAAUGUUUUUUAAAAAAAACAAACAUAUUUCACAGCUAUUUUACACAUACAUAUUGAGUCAUAUUUAAGUGAGUGUCUUGGUGAAUUCUUAUAUUGUUGACCUGUUUGAAUUGUGUAAAUAAUUGCUUUUGUUUUGAGCUUUGUACUGACGAUAGGAUAUUCUUGUGACUACUGUACUGAAUGGAUGGAGCAGCACAGGCAUGUGUUGAGGGCAUCUCGAGCCGUCUCAACCUGUAUUACUCAAACUAAGUUCUUCACUGAAGUAUGUGGACAAAAAAGUCCUGUUUGAUUGUACUCCACUCUCACUGUCAUGGCAAGUAUAACUUGACGUAAACACAGUCAAAUCACAGGGAUAUAGUAUUCCUAUAGACUUUGAGUUUACACAUACUCCACCUUUUAGGUAAAUGUAUUGUAGUUGUUCUAUGAACCAAUGCAAUAAAUAUAAUCUCAGCACCAGAACAAAUUAUUCAGGAUCGCAAUGCAGUGGCUAUGUCACAGUGAUCAUGAAAGAGAGAUCACACCAGAUAUUAAUCUACCAGUUGUCCACUACACUUGGUCAUUUGGUGGACUUCCCUGCCCCUCACACCAUAGUUGUAUGGACGUCUGCUGAGGGUGUUUGAUCAGUAGGUUUAGUUGUUUUGUUGUGGCACAUGCAAUGGAAUGUUUCACUGAGGGGAUCUGUGGGUUUGACAAGGGUUUUGUUGUGGUUCUCACAUGAUGACACUCUCUAAAACAUCUUCACUCUUCUUUUUGAAUAAAGGUUCCGGGAUAUUGUCUUUGCUUUUAAUACAUUCACAGAUUCAUAUUUCACAUGGGGGAAAAGGUUGUGCAUUUAACUUGUGUGGAAAGUGUAGUACCGUGACAUACUAAGCACAGUUUACAUGUUUAUAAUUGAUUUUAUAUUACUCAAACAAAUGGAGGGGCAAUUCCUCCCAGCAACACAAACAUUUGGAAUGAUGGCUCUUCGUCAUUUUACUACUAAAUGUCAACUGAGAAAAUGUGAAUAGUAUUUUUAUAGACUGUGGAAUUGGCCAGGUGCACUUGUAAAUAGAUGGGAAAACAUGCUGUUCGGAUUGCAAAAGGCCUUUUGAGUUCUUUCUGUCACACUUUGUCAUUGUCAUUGUUUUUUAUGAUUUGUUUGUGUCAACUGUUUCUGACCCACAUCACUGUGUGUAAUUGAUUACCAUACGUUUUCUUUCUGUAUAUAUUUGUGAUUGAAUAUCAACAUAUGAUUUGUAGAGCUUGCAGGAUUUCCUUAGCGCCCCUGCGGCGUUUUUUUGUGAUUGUAUUUAGCACAACUUGAUGGACUUUGUGUUCUUAAACUUCUGCACUUCUGCUCAAGUGGUACUGUAGGAGCCACUUUGUUUCUGACAGUUACUCCUUCUCUCUCUCUGACUCUUCACUCUGUUUCUUCUCCUCCUCCUCCUCGCUCCUCAUCUCAUUGUUCCUUUUGAUCUUGUGUACAGAAUUCAGCUGGAGGGGAGGCUGAGGCUCUGUGGCAAUACUGAUGAAUUUUCUUCCUCCGGUCAUAAUGUCUCUCUCUCUCUCUCUCUUUCUCUCUCUCUCUCUCUCUCCCUCUCUCAAACUUUCAACACUUUUCUCCCACUCAGAGGACACAGGCUCACAUCACAUCACCCGCACGGUUGGGUGCCAGCUUAGAAGUGGCAGUACAUCUGACACUCGAAUGCCAAACAAUCGUUGCAGACUUAUCAGUUUGUAUCGUAAACUAUAGCUUACUUUAUACUUAGGGGAAAGCAACUGAUUGGCCAGUACUGACAUUUUCUCAAACAUGUAAUUUUGACAGACACACAGAUCGUGAGGUACUGACAGUGAGCGUCCCUCCAAACACACACAACACUGUAGCCACUGAGCACAGCACUCCUCUCUACUCUCCCCACUACAGGUGUCUCACCCCAAAGCUAAAGCAUUUAAAUACUGUUUUCACGGUUUUGUUACAUGAAUCUGUCAAGAAUAUAUUUUUAAUUUAAUAUAAAUAAAUAUGAAUACAGUAUCUAA
Alosa sapidissima (American shad) is the source of this 9878-nucleotide messenger RNA. Its product is annotated as receptor tyrosine-protein kinase erbB-4-like. The transcript is spliced from 27 exons. Gene Ontology annotation, biological process: protein phosphorylation; positive regulation of cell population proliferation; positive regulation of kinase activity. Gene Ontology annotation, cellular component: basal plasma membrane; signaling receptor complex. The record is from RefSeq and is a predicted model, not a curated record. Lineage: Eukaryota; Metazoa; Chordata; Actinopteri; Clupeiformes; Clupeidae. The coding region runs from base 309 to 4493 and encodes 1394 amino acids. Gene Ontology annotation, molecular function: transmembrane receptor protein tyrosine kinase activity; ATP binding; epidermal growth factor receptor binding.